AUGGCUGCAUGCUUGACAUCUGUUGAUCGCGAAAUGUGCCCUGCAUUAUGCUGCUAUUUUGAGAUGGUGGAUUGUGAUAGACCAUCAGACACUGAGCAAUUCAGUAGGCAUAUUACACUGUUCAUGCACAUCAUGCCCAAUUGCAGUCCCACUUGCACAUCACUCCAUCCUUUAGGUCCGAUACCCAGUAGCAAUAGCGUUAUACACGUAGCUCAGCGACUCGAAAGUGGGUUUCGGGAAGCUCAAAUCCCCCCACCAACUAAGAUCCUCUUUACCCGUUUUACGAGGACAAUCCACGUGCUAUCAACUGACUCCCAACCGCCAAGAAAAUAUAUUACAUUAAGAGCUAGAGCUAGCAAUAGCUACUUAUCUUGGUCUAACGGUAAAAAACAUCCCCACUAUACUCAAGUAGAUACAUACCCCUCUAGUACGUAUUAG
This is a messenger RNA of Bipolaris zeicola 26-R-13, 438 nucleotides long. RefSeq lists its product as uncharacterized. Lineage: Eukaryota; Fungi; Ascomycota; Dothideomycetes; Pleosporales; Pleosporaceae. The transcript has 4 exons. The record is from RefSeq and is a predicted model, not a curated record. Bases 1 to 438 code for a protein of 145 amino acids.